Messenger RNA from Haplochromis burtoni (Burton's mouthbrooder), 1238 nucleotides. RefSeq names its product protein LBH-like. The record is from RefSeq and is a predicted model, not a curated record. Lineage: Eukaryota; Metazoa; Chordata; Actinopteri; Cichliformes; Cichlidae.
GGAGGUUUGCACACCAGUGUGUAUGCCAAGUGCUGCGUGCAUCACUAAACAUGACACUGUUGGACAAUGAAGGGAAGAGAACCAGAGGAGGAAACUGAACCUGUGAUUAGCAGGAAGGACAGGAAAGUGACUGAUAGCACCCAGUAACUAACUUUUAACUGAACUAGUGUAGGUUUUUCCAUUUUCCUUGGAAUACCUUUUUAGUUUUGUGCGCAAAGUCUUUGGGCCAAACAUGAACUGCAUUCCUGCCUCACAUAGUAUGAACACCAUUCUCACUCAAGUUGAAUCUCAGAUGGAGGAGUGUCCAGUUCAGAGGAGAGGAAGCAAAGCCUAUCAGCUCAGUUGCCAGGAAGUCUUCUAUUGGCCCAUCCCAGACUCAACUGUCUCUCAUCCGGCUAACUCCGCCCACCUCCCCCACCACCCCUGAUGCUGCCCCACCCUGCCUGAGGAACUGAAGCAGUACAAGCAUUAAAAUAUACUGUGUAACGUUUUUCAUGGAUAUGUGUUAUUGUUGAGUAAUAUUUUACUACCUUGCUAAUAAAUUACGAAAAUUAUAAAAAAAAAUAUAUUUUAUAACCACAGUACUUUUAUCCUUCUUGGAUUGUGAAGAAAUGUCAUAUUUUCACAUACAUUGUCUGAUUUUGGUCAGAAUUCAUAAUGAAAAAUUCAUUAUUAAAGUAUAUGCUGUUACAGCGAGUCCUUUACUACUAAAAAAUAAAAUAAUUUGCAUUGCCAGGUCAUUAUGGAUGAUUACGGUAUAAUAAUAAUAAUGGGGGUUUUUUUGGUUUAUGUUUUUACAUGUAUCCAUAAGCUCGACAUUUAUGGCAGGAAGUGCGCUGACUAAAUCCUGUGCUGACAAAUGAUGGUAAUCAUAAAGUCAAGUCCACCUUUUAAAUUCACAAAUUUAAAUUGAAGGUUUAUGACAAAUUAUUUUAAGACUUUCAGAUGCUAAACAUUUACUUAAAAGAUACAGAGAUAUUUUCCCUUUAACUUUUCUGGCUGUGUGCAAUGACAGUUUAACAAGUCAAGUUCAUAUCCACUAGUCUCAUCCUAGAGUUUUAACUUUUACCCCCUCGCUACAGAGCCUAGCAGGUUACUGCACUUGCCAUGUUAUUAUAGUAGCUGUCCUCUAGAGGGAAGCACAGGAACACACAUAACUGGUAUCUUUUCAUGGGACAGCACUGAAGAUAUGACUUUGAUGCGAUGUAAAGUAGUCGGUGUACAGCUUGUAUAGCAGU